Molecule: messenger RNA, 325 nt
Organism: Mycena citricolor
Lineage: Eukaryota; Fungi; Basidiomycota; Agaricomycetes; Agaricales; Mycenaceae
Source: the annotation of a GenBank genome assembly
CAGUCUCAGCGGCGGAUCAUCGCCGACACAGCCACAACCCCUCAUCGCGUCUGAUCUCACUUCUUGCCUUGACGCCUCCGCCCGCGCAUGACACUUGCUUUCACUCUUGCUAGCGCCAUUGUGCGUUCUCAAACACGAGCGUCAUCGAACCCAAUCUCAUUUCUCGAUUGGCGCCCCACGCGCGCACAGCGCAUCCUCUCACCUUAUAGAAGCAUCCAGCGCUUUUUCAAACUUACCAAUGCUGCUUUGCAUCCCAAAUCCUCAUCGGCGAUGAUUGCUGACAAAGCCACGAGACGCCGCACACGCGCAUCCAGCUUGACCUGCC